UACAAUUGUAGGCGUGGUUGACCCCAGCAGAGAAAGAAAAGUUUUUCCGCAGGCGUUCGGACAAUGGAGCUAACUGGCUGGGUAAAAAAUUACGAAUGGGGCAAAAAUGGCAUUCAUUCAGCCGUUGCACAACUGGCAAUGGCUAACGAUCCGGAUUUUGUCCUGAAAGAUGAUGAGCCCUACGCGGAAAUGUGGAUGGGCACCCAUUUUUGCGGUGUUUCCAUUGUUAAAGAGACGGGAGAAACUCUAGACCGUGCUCUGAAGAUGGAACUGCCGUACCUAUUCAAAGUUUUGAGCAUUAAAAAAGCACUGAGUAUACAAGUGCAUCCCAAUAAAUGCGAAGCUGAGCGUCUGCACGCGGAGCGACCGGAAAUCUAUAAGGAUAGUAACCACAAGCCGGAGAUGUGCAUUGCCCUGACUCCCUUUUUAGCAUUGGUUGGAUUUCAACCGAUCGAUGAUAUCAUUGAUAACAUUGAUGAGUUCCAACCACUGUCCAAGCUCAUCGGCAAGGAGGCAGUCCACGAGUUGCACCAAAAACGAGAUACGGAAAGCUUAAAGGCAUGCUACGAGAUCCUAAUGAGAUCCGACGAUGCUAAGAUAGCCGCGUGCCUCAAGGAGAUAGCCAAAAAGUAUACGAAAGAGCUCGAGAGCAACGAAUUGUUAAAUGUAUUUAACAAGAUCAAUGCGGACUUUCCUGGUGACGUCGGUGUGCUAUCUCUAUUCUUUUUAAACCUAAUACACUUGAAACCUGGCCAAGGCAUAUACUUGGGCGCCAAUGAGAUUCACGCGUAUCUGGAAGGCGAGUGUGUGGAGUGCAUGGCCUGUUCCGAUAAUGUCAUUCGUGCGGGACUCACGCCCAAGUACAAAGAUGUCGAGCAGCUAAUUUCCUCUGUGAUAUAUGAGGGCAAGCCGGCGAGAUGCAAAUUGUUUAUGCCAUAUCGAAUCGAUGAUUUCGUAGAGGUGUUCGCGCCACCUGUUGAUGACUUUGCAGUCAUCCAUGUUGCUAUAAGCCACACUGUGGAUACCUACAAACUGGAGAUACAAAAAUACGGCUCCAUCAUGUUGACAUUGACCGGCAAGCGCAUUGUUAACCUAACCACAAAAGACGGCCCCAAAGAGAUAACUGUAUCGCGUGGCAGCAUUAUCUACAUUCCAGUCGAGGCUGCUCCCGCAAUUGAGUUCCUGCAUACGGAGGACUGCGGCGAUGAUUUUUCCGCUUACAUUGCAACAUAUAAUUAUUUUCGGCUUGCUUAGAAUGUAAAUUUGUGGUGUGAUUUUUGAAAUUUGAAAUAAACCAAAGACGUUACAUUUUUAAA
Molecule: messenger RNA, 1316 nt
Organism: Drosophila arizonae
Lineage: Eukaryota; Metazoa; Arthropoda; Insecta; Diptera; Drosophilidae
Gene: Mpi
Product: mannose phosphate isomerase
Biological process (GO): GDP-mannose biosynthetic process; carbohydrate metabolic process
Cellular component (GO): cytosol
Molecular function (GO): zinc ion binding; mannose-6-phosphate isomerase activity
Source: RefSeq, a predicted model, not a curated record